AUGGCGACUUCUUUUAAUGCUAAAGAACACCAAGCUCGUCUGCACUCCUAUCGAGAAUACGUACCGAGUCCUUAUUUCCCAGCAUCAUAUGGCUGGAAAACCUUUGGUGGUAAUGGUCAUAUCUUAACUACCAUUCAAAGUAUAUGCCCCAGCAAUGAUGGCUUGCCUCCUCAAGAGGUGUCUCUUAUAAUAGUCAGAGACGUACUUCCAACAAGAUUUUGGGUCAACAAGUUAGGCGGCUGGAAAGAAGAAUUUGGCUACAUGAAAAACGCCAAAUUUUCCUUGGUAUUAGGAGAGCCACAAGAUUUAGAAUUUCACAAGGAUUGGGCGAAUGCAGUUGGAAGAAUCAAUGGUGCUACUUUGCAGAUCACAGGGGGUCCUUUUGUUCACAACUGCAUCCAAACAGAAAAUGUGGCGAUGCAGAUCCAUUUUGGGGCACCCGUCUUUGAACCUUUGGACCCCACAGCUAAUAUUUUAGACAGCAUCAUACAGACAUGGUCAGUGGAUGUCAAACAUCAAGCCGGCCUAGAUCAAUUGAAGACAACUCACAGAGUUAAUAGCCUGAAAGUCUUCGAUAUAGACAAAUCCCCGGUACUUCCUCAGCACACGUCAUCAGCACUGAAAGGCAAAGUCCCUCCUCUGCAGAGCGCACCUAGCUCUGCCAAUGACCCACCUACUCUGCCAUCAAAUGAUGAGACCUCUCAGGUGCAGACACAAACUCCGACAUUGAUGCCAAUGCAAAAGCAGUUACAGCCAUCACUCUUUCCAUCACAAAGUAUCUCCCCAUUCACUUCUUUGAGAUAUCCUGUUUCUGCAACAGAUACGACGACUUUGAUGGUCCCUGAGGAGGCAGCUGCAGAAACUCAGACCUCUCCUAUCACCUUUCCAUUCAAAGCAUGGAGAGGGCCAUGGGUCCUGCCCAGCACAGCGGAAUGUUACCCUUUUCCACUCGGGGAGAUACACGAUGAUACCACCAACAAAGGGGUGAACACAGGGCUGUCAUUGGGCCCAGUGUCUGUAAACAUCAGUAAUGACACUAGGGUUCCUGAGGAGCUUGCGUCCCACCCUAACACCGAUGGUACUUGCCUUAAGGACACUGGUGGAGAAACCGUUACAUGUGUCAAAGCGGAAAAUAUCGUGCAUGUCCAAUCUUCAGGAGGGCAGGAUAUCAUACGUUCGGCAGAGCUACCUUCAAGUUUAGAGAAAGAAAUCACUCCUACAAAGACAAAAGUCCAAGGUAAUAGAGGUAAGAGGAAAGUCGAGGAAAAGGUUCAAGAACGUUCCACAAAAGCCAAACUGUCAUAA
Messenger RNA from Desarmillaria tabescens, 1305 nucleotides. RefSeq lists its product as uncharacterized. Lineage: Eukaryota; Fungi; Basidiomycota; Agaricomycetes; Agaricales; Physalacriaceae. The transcript has 3 exons. Bases 1 to 1305 code for a protein of 434 amino acids. The record is from RefSeq and is a predicted model, not a curated record.